AUGUAAAGCAAAAUCAGAAUAAUAUCUGAGCAUCAACAAAACAAAAAUGAAUAAAUGUCUUAAGAUGACUAAAACGACUUUGGGACUGUAUGUUUGGGAUAGAGUUCAUAAAAUUAUAUAAAUGGGGAUAAAUAUAACUAAUAUGAUUAAGAAAAUGAUUUUAAUCAAUUUACAGGUAAUCAGAACUCUUCAAAGUCCUAAAAAGAUGAAAAAUUUGAACAAUAAUAGGCUUUGAAUCAACUUUAAGCCUAAGAAGGUUCUAUGCAGUUUAAGCAAUAAGUAGAAAAUCUAAGCAAUUAAAAUUCUGGAGCAAUACCUAUGGAGACGAGUUACAAUCAAUAUUCAAAUAAUUUUCAUGAUAAUUACUCUAUUUAUAAUUGUCAACAAUUCAAUUCUUAAACCUAAGAAUAAGAUUAAACGAGUAUUUAAUAUCGAGAUUAUGCACCUGAAACCGUACUAGUUUAAAAUUGCACUUCUAAUGAAGAGACUAAUCAACGUCAAGAAUUGAAUAUUUUCGAAAGAUAUUAUGAAAAUGAACUAUGUUCCUAUUUGCUACCAAUUGAAUCAAAUUAAGCAAUUUAAUAGGAAAAUGAUGGGGUAAAAGAUUAUUUCUAUCUAGGUGAUUGAAUAUGAGUAAAGUAAUUUAUGGGAUUCAGAUGAAAAUGAUUAAUAAAAUGAGUAGGAAUAACAUGAGUAGGAAAUUAUCAAUCCAAUGAAUGUUGCAAUCAAAAAGAAAAAAACUAAAAGGGGAACUCGAAAAAAUAAGAAUAAGAAUAAGAAAAUAAAUGAGGCAUAAUAAGAAGAGCAACAACAAAAUGAGUAAGAGACAGCAUUAGAGUAAUAGUUUAUUCAAGAAGUUAAUCUAGAAAGUACCAAUCAAUUUGAUAAUGGUAACAUUGAAGAACUUGAUGAUGCUGUUAGUGAGGAAUUUAGAAUUAAUAUUACAAAUUUUUUAGAACAAAUUGAAAAGUCUAAAAUAAGUUUAACUUAAACUAUCUAUAGGGAUAAGGAGAAGUCUAUUAAAAUAAUAGAAAUUAAUGAUUAAGAAAAUAAAAUUUAAAGAUUGUGCAAAUAAUUUUCUAAUCUAAAAUAUUCUGAAAUUGCAUAUUCAUUGUAUUUGAUAGUUGACUUUAAAAAUUGUCAAGAGUUUCUAUAAAGUGUGAAACCUAAAGGAGAAAAACUUAUCAUAAAAGAAAUCAAUCAAUUAAUUGAAGAUGAAUAAAAAGCUAAAGAGAGCCAAGACAAAGCUGAAUUAUCUAAAUCACAGAUCAAAAUAGAGGAAUUUAAAAAGGUUAACUAAAUUGAAAAUGUUGAAGGAUAAUCUUUGUAUCAAACAGCCAUUAAAAUAAUAGAGUUAAAGAACUUUAAAUUCGAUAUUAAAAAAGUAUUAUUCCUCUAUAUGAUAGUGUGAUUAAUAAACCAAAGAACAAAAAAAAAAAGAUUUCUAAUAAAAUCGUGAUCAAGUCAUUGCAAUCAAUAAUCAAAAGGCUAAAGUAAUAAAAUAAUAUUAAAGUAAUAUUUUUUUUAUUGAAUUUUAAAGCUUGCCACAUCAAUGAAUAGUAAUGUAAUUAGCAAUUGCAAUAAAUAAAAGUGGAGAAGAGAAAGUUAGAGAAAAUAGGUAAGCAAUUGUUCCUUGAUUUAAUGGUUAUUGAAAACGGAUUUUGCAAAAUUGAUUUUCACAAAUUUUUUGGGGCUGAAAUUGAAAAUCUUCUUGAUGGAGUGUUUGAGAAAAUCGAAUCAUACAAACUCUGCAACUAAUAAAAGAAACUAUCAUUGUAAAUAAUUGUUGGCAAAGGUUUAAUAUUUAUAUAAGCUAUUAGGAUUACAUUCUAAAAAUUAAUAACCAAUCAUAGGUCCAAUUACAAAAUAAUAUUUAUAACAGUACCUUGAAAAAUAGGUCGAAAUAAUAGAAGGGAAAAUAGAUGUAAUAAUUUGA
Molecule: messenger RNA, 1936 nt
Organism: Paramecium octaurelia
Lineage: Eukaryota; Ciliophora; Oligohymenophorea; Peniculida; Parameciidae
Source: the annotation of a GenBank genome assembly